This is a messenger RNA of Leopardus geoffroyi (Geoffroy's cat), 7884 nucleotides long. RefSeq names its product adenosine deaminase RNA specific B2 (inactive) (gene ADARB2). The coding region runs from base 475 to 2679 and encodes 734 amino acids. The transcript has 10 exons. Lineage: Eukaryota; Metazoa; Chordata; Mammalia; Carnivora; Felidae. The record is from RefSeq and is a predicted model, not a curated record. Gene Ontology annotation, biological process: RNA processing; adenosine to inosine editing. Gene Ontology annotation, cellular component: nucleolus; cytoplasm. Gene Ontology annotation, molecular function: double-stranded RNA binding; double-stranded RNA adenosine deaminase activity; tRNA-specific adenosine deaminase activity.
CCGUCCAAACGGGAGCUGAGUUUGCAGGCUGACAGGGAUGCAAAGGGCUGGUGGUGCUGAUGUCAGAGCCAGAAGACAGUUGUGAUUGGACCUAAUUAGACUUUGCAGCAGCAAAUAGACAAGCUCCCUGCGUGAUUGGCUUCAAAGUGGCUGGUGCCAAACAACUAGCAGACGAGCCAAAGUAGGAGCCCUGCGUUCGCUGGGAGCCCAGUCCGGAGCGGCCGCCUGGAGGAGGAGGGCAGCGGGGAGGGGGCGCACCUCCCCGCCGAGUCCCGUGGAGGAGCUGCUGCUGGCCGGGGUCCCCCCGCCACGAGCUGGCCGAGAACAGCUGGGGAGCAGGAGCGGGAGCCCGAGGCUCCUCCUGAAAAGUGAGCCCGCUCCCGGCCCGCAGGCAUCCGGCAGCGCUGGGCCAGCAGCAAAGGUGAGCUGCUGGGGACCGGGUCCCUCCCGGCUCUGGCGGCUGCGUCUCGGGCCAUGGCCUCGGUCCUGGGCACCAGCAGAGGGGCCGGAGGAGGGCUGAGCGGCCAACUCAAAUGCAAGUCCCAGAGGAGACGGCGGCGGUCCAAGAGGAAAGACAAAGUAACCAUGUUGUCAGCCUUCAUCGCUCCCUUCAAGCACUUAAGCCCCGGGGCCACCAACACGGAGGAUGAAGACAAUCUAAGUACCAGCAGCGCGGACGUGAAGGAAAACCGCGUGAGCAACUGGGAGGCGAGGCCCCUGGCCGCCAGUGACAGGGCCAGAGGCGGCACGCCCGGCGUGAAGCGGAAGAGGCCUCUGGAGGAGGGCAACGGCGGCCACCUGUGCCCCCUGCAGCUCGUCUGGAGGAAGCUCUCGUGGUCCGUGGCGCCCAAGAACGCGCUGGUGCAGUUGCACGACCUACGCCCGGGCCUGCAGUACCGCAUGGUGUCCCAGACCGGCCCCGUGCACGCGCCUGUCUUCGCCGUGGCCGUGGAGGUCAACGGGCUCACCUUUGAGGGCACGGGGCCCACCAAGAAGAAAGCCAAGAUGCGGGCGGCCGAGUUGGCGCUGAGGUCCUUCGUGCAGUUCCCCAACGCCUGCCAGGCCCAGCUGGCCAUGGGCGGUGGCGCCGGGCCAUCCACGGACUUCACCUCCGACCAGGCCGACUUCCCCGACACGCUGUUCAAGGAGUUCGCGCCCGCCGCCCCCAGCGAGGCCUUCCCCGGCCGCCGGCCCGCCGACCCCGGGCUGCUGGCCACCGCCUGCCCGCGGGGCCGGCUCCUCUGCCACCCGCUGGAUCUGGUGGGCCCUGCGGCCCCGGGCGACAGGAACCCCGUGGUCGUGCUGAACAAGCUGCGCUCCGGCCUGCGCUACGUGUGCCUCGCAGAGCCGGCCGAGAAGCAGCGGGCCAAGAGCUUCGUCAUGGCCGUGUGUGUGGACGGCAGGACGUUCGAGGGCUCAGGACGCAGCAAGAAGCUGGCCAAGGGCCAGGCGGCGCGGGCCGCCCUCCAGGCCCUCUUCGAUAUCCGGCUGCCGGGCCACGUCCCCAGCAGGAGUAGAGGUCAGCUCCUGCCCCAGGAAUUCGCAGACUCCGUGUCCCAGCUGGUCACACAGAAGUUCCGCGAGCUGACCGUGGGCCUGGCGUCCGCGCACGCCCGCCACAAAGCACUGGCAGGAAUCGUCAUGACCACAGGCUUGGACGUCAGGCAGGCACAGGUCAUCGUCCUGUCCUCAGGCACCAAGUGCAUCAGCGGCGAGCACAUCAAUGACCAGGGGCUGGUGGUCAAUGACUGCCACGCGGAGAUCGUGGCCCGGAGGGCACUGGUCCACUUCCUGUACGCACAGCUGGAGCUACACCUCAGCAAGCGGCGGGAGGACUCAGAGCACUCGAUAUUCGAACGGUCCAAGGACGGCGGCUACCGGCUGCGGGACAACGUGCUGUUCCAUCUCUACGUGAGCACGUCCCCCUGUGGAGAUGCCAGGCUGCACUCACCCUACGAGAUCACGGCCGACCUCAACAGCAGUAAGCACAUCGUCAGGAAGCUCCGUGGACAUCUACGCACCAAGAUCGAGUCUGGGGAAGGGACCGUCCCCGUCCGGGGCCCCAGCACCAUACAGACAUGGGAUGGCGUCCUGCUGGGUGAGCAACUGGUCACCAUGUCCUGCACAGACAAGAUUGCCAGGUGGAAUGUGCUGGGACUGCAGGGCGCGCUGCUCUGCCACUUCAUCGAGCCCGUGUACCUGCACAGCAUCAUCGUGGGGAGUCUGCACCACACCGGCCAUCUCUCCCGGGUGAUGAGCCACCGGACCGAGGACAUCGGCCAGCUGCCGACCUCCUACAGGCACAACCGGCCCCUCCUCAGUGGUGUGAGCCAUGCCGAGGCGCGCCAGCCUGGAAAGUCCCCACACUUCAGCGUGAACUGGGUGGUGGGCAACACCGACGUGGAGGUUAUCGAUGGCACCACCGGCAGGCGGAGCUGCGGGGGCUCCUCGAGGCUCUGCAAGCACGUGUUCUCCGCGCGGUGGGCGCGGCUUUACGGAAAGCUGAGCACGCGGAUUCCGAGCCACGGAGACACGCCGUCUGUGUACUGUGAGGCCAAGCGGGGGGCCUGCACCUACCAGUCUGUGAAGCAGCAGCUGUUCAAGGCAUUUCAGAAGGCCGGGCUGGGCACAUGGGUGAGGAAGCCGCCUGAGCAGGACCAGUUCCGACUGACCCUCUGAGCGACCGGACCUGCGCUUCCCGGAGCGGAGUGGGUGCCCGGGCAGGGCGGGGGGAGUGCGCGUGCGUGGGGCGGCAGGCGGUGCUCACCGGCUCUUCCUGCUCAUUUCCCCUUGGUGUUCCAGAAGCACAUGCGUGGCCAACGUUCGACAGGCAGCUAGACUCAAACCGGGAGCGUACUGCUCCCACGUUGUCAGAAGCCGGGCGGCCCCCCGACCUGGAGGCGCAGGUGCAGCCAACUCUUCCUGGUGUGUCAAAGGGAAAGCUUCCGCUCAGGCCAAAGGGUCUGGGGUGCAGCCUUGAACAGCGGAGCCGAGGGCUGCGGCUGGAAACGAGCCUCGGGCGCCGUUCCCUGGGUCUUCCUCCCCGCCUCGCGCCUCGAGCGACGCGUCUGGUUCUCUGUAGCACAAGCUGACACGAGACUUCAGGAUAAGCCCCAAUGAAGAGAAAAGCCAUGGGCUCCUCUCCAAAGAAGCCAACAGAAAGCUCUACGAUCCUCAUUACUCAUUUAAGUUUUAACUCCACCUCCUUUCACAGCAGAUUCAAGAUGUGCAAUAUUGAAGAACCCCUAAGCCAGGACCAGAGAAAUGAAGUCCAUUCUUGCAGAGCGAAGGAACAGGGCCCACAGCACCCGUGAGCAGAGAUGCAGGACGUGGGCAGACUGAACUUCCAGAACUGUGUGCCACAGACCACCCCUGUACCUGGACCGGUCCCCACCGGUCCCCACUGGUCCCCACCAUCCACACCCAGACCAGUCCCCACUGGUCCUCCCCAGUCCCCACCAGCCACACCUGGACCACAGUCUCUGUGACAGGUGCCCACAGCUGCUGGCAAUGUUUGAGCUGUUACGGGUUAACUACCCCACAAGCCCCUCACCAGGUCACAAGGACACCAAGUCUUGGACCACACUCUGACUUUUAACUAAAUUUUUAUUAGAGAGUGAGCAAAGAAAAAACAUCCAGAGCAACCUUUACUUGGAGCUUGAGAAGUAUCAGCUCUCUAUUGCUUUGGGUCCCCUGAUCACCAUCUUGCAUGACCAAAAAAAAAAAAAAAAAACAAACAAACAAAAACAAAAAUCACAUAAUGCAGCUGCUGAAAUGCAAGAGGCAGGAUUCUGUCCCCUUCAUGGCAGGUGCCAAACAACCAGACCAUUUGGGAUUUAGCCUGUGGCACCCUUCUUAAGAGUCAGGGCGAGGCCACAUGGCCUGUCCACACCAGAGGGAGGCAUUUCUCUUACACAGCUUCGUUCCAUCCAGGUACCUUGAAUUGUUCCACUCUGACCACUAAGGACUCAUUUCUAACAUCCAACAUGCUACCUAACAGGCCUCUAAUUUCUCCAACAGAAGAUCCACAUCUGCAAGUCACUGUGGCAAACAGCAAAGCUUCACAGUAGCCAGCGCUGGGCAUGGGCCUCCUGGUUAGAAUCCCAGCUGGCCACCCAUGGGCGCACACCCUGAAAACACAGGAUUGCCCCAUAACGCAAGAAAUGUGAGCGCAACAUCAUGCAGUAGAUACUCAAGUACAGAUUGCAGACCUAACAGCGAGGCAAAAAUGAAACAAAAUACGUUUUAGAGACUUGUUAUGGGCUAACAAGUAGAGGUGUUAGUAUGGAAGCAAACUCUCUCUAGGACUUAAUAUAGAGUCAGACCCAUUGUUCAAGUUCUUCCAGAAAAGGAAAUGGCCACUGAGUGCACAAGUUCCUCAAGACAAAGUUUUGAAAGAUAUGAAAAUGUUUUUGCAAACAUAAGACGCAUACCAAUCUUUCAUAAAAGUUGAGGAAAUAACAAUGAAAUGUUAACUCAGUAUAAAAGCUAUAGUCAAAUUGCCACUUUACAUUAGUUUCUGAUAGUCUGACAUGUCACCAGGAGGAAGCUUAGGGACCCAGAAACCCAGAGCUGAGUUAUGACUUAGACUCUGACUCGCCCUUCUCCAGAGCCCUCCUCUGAAAGGAAGGAGGCACGGUCGAGUCCUGGAGGAAACCUGUGUCCUGAACCUUCCAUUACUGACAUUCUGAGCUGCUGCUUUGUAUCAACGUGCUCCAAAUAAUGGUCCUUCCACCCAGAGGAGCCAACAGCAGCAGCAGGAGCCAGAGGACAGACGCCAGACAAAUCCAUCCACAAACCACAUAGCGGGUUCCACCAGGAGAUCUGACCCCGGCGACUUGGGUGGCGCUCAGCUCGCUAAUAACAGACACUCCCAUAAGGGCCGAACUGUGGCUAUCCGGUCACCAUUCAUUUCGUCUGAGACACUGGCUCUCCAGAAGCGUCACUAAAAUAUAAGUAUCUCCUUCUGGAGAAAGCCAGACCUCAGCGCCAGCAUAGGACUCGUCCAUCAGGCCAGAGGGGACAUCCUGCGGGGAGAGGAGAUGGCUCCACAGAGGAGGUUGACAGUGGCAGAGGCAUUGGCACGGCAGCAGGAAGCCCCGAGCGAGAGCCUGAGCAUGGUGCGAGGUGCAUGUCCAGGAGUGGGGACGGACAGGGCCACGGAGAGGAGGCGCCGGCCCAGGCUCUGGGCGCACAAGGGGGUGGGGGGAAGGCAGGAGAGCAGGGCUGACCAGAAGGCUGGCCCGGCCAACGGGAGGCCAGUCACAGGGUUCUGCUGUGGCACCUGCUUAAGGCUGGAGGGAUGGGCAGCACCAGCCUGGAGAUGAGGCGGCCUGCGGAUUUCGCUCCGCACCUCAAAGUCCACGAGAACACCCAACACCACUUUGGGUCAGAGGCCAGGCCAAUGCCACGGUGUCAACGGUGAGUCACAGCCUGGGGAGGAGCCCGCAGACACCUCGCCACCUUGGGCUUUCGGACGGAAAACAGAGCUCAGGUGUGUGAUGCGUGACCUUCAGGCGCCCCGAGGCCACGGAGCAGUGUCAGGGGCCUGCUGGCAUCUAGGCCUGUCUGAACGCGCCUCACAGCCGCCGGCUCAGAGUCCUCUGUUCUCCACCUACUGCACCUGCGACUCCAGUCCAAAUAAAGGCAACACCACCUCUGUCAGCCCCCACAGCACAGGCUGCAUUCCUGGCAGGGAGGUCGGCAAAGGAAGGCUUCCUGUCUGGCUCUCAGCCACAAAGCCAGUAUCUGCAAGCAUUUCCAUGGGACUACGUCCAAGGGGGAAGGUCACUGGGUCACAGAGCCCCGCCUGCUCAUUCCUGGCACGUGGUCGAGAAGGUCACCCGGUCACGGAGCCCUGCCUGUCCAUUCCUAGCACACGGCUUCACUUCAAGGUACUGACUGGAUGUAGGGUUUCUUUGGUUUUUCUUUUUGCCACAAGGAAAGGAUUUGCAGGUCUAGAAGUAUUGUUUCUUUUUAUACUUGUGGGUCUUUUCAGGUCUGUAUAUACCUAUCGUGUCACUACUGAGUUUGUGAGUCUUGCUGUUCCUCGGAAACGUCAAGUUUUUCCCAUAUAAUUUCUCAUAUGAUUUCCUUUUCACAGGAAGCCGUUCUUAUCAAUACGGUCAAAUGGUUGUUUUGGGUUUGAUUUUUGUUUUUUGUUUGUUUGAGGUUUUUUUGCUAUAGUGUUUACCAUGUCUGGAGAGCCAUAAACAGUAAAUACAUGGUAUAUCAAUGCCCAGAAUAGAAUAGUUAGAGUAUUUUGAUGAAACACUAUUUUUAGAUUAUAAAUUUCAAGAUGUAUCUAUAGUAUCUUGUUUUAAAAAAUUUAAAAAGACAUUUGAAACUUAGACAUUUAUAAUUUAGGGAAACUUCUAUAACCAUUUUUUAAGAAGCCAUUCUAAUAAAAUCAUCUAAUUGGCCCAAACACAAUAUCUCUUUCUAAUAAAGACCAAAGGGAAGUCAGGACAAGGCUGUUUUCACAUACCGCCCCUUGAUGCCACAACCGCCUCAGGGGACAGAGGUUUCACCCGACACGAAGCAAACCAGUGUCCCUUUGCUGGCUCCUCCGCCACCCCCACCCCUCAGUAGAGUCUGUGGAGUCAUAACCCAGCCAGGGUCAGGAAGGUCUGCUGUCUGCACUCCUGGACAGGCUGUCCAGCUUUGAGUUCUUACGGAGCUCACGGAGAAAGUGAAAAUUUACAGCUCUGUGUUUCAGGAAAGGCUUUGGGGGACUAACCCACCCCUGUGAGGCCCCCCUGGUGUUCUGCGCCCUCCCAGACACGGGUGGGGGUGGGGUACCCAGAGGGCAGGAGGGAGGAGGGCAGGGCUGGGGCACACUCGCCGGUGCUGUCCGUGGUGCUGCCCAAAGGGCUGUUCCCAGCAAUGCGGGGAUCUUGUUGGCUCCCAUCAAACUUCUCCCACAAAUUCUGAUUCACGUAAAGGGAAGGAUUGGGGGGCUGGGGGUGAAGAAGGGUGCAAAAGAUGCAGGUUAUCCAGAGGCGGCCCAGAACAGAGGAGCACCUCCCCGUUCUGGGAGACCAGAGAUCCGAGACCAGACCUACCUCCACCUCUUAUCCUCCCAACAGAGCGCCUCCGCUUUCUCCCUCACACUUCCCUCCCCCUCCCCUUCCUCUUCCCUGUUUUAGUGCCUGCUCUCCCCACCCUAGACCUGUGAUUCCUGGUGCAGCUGAGCUCCAGACCUCAGGCUGUCCACCCCUGAGCUCCACGGCGCUGACCUGUGCAUCAGACUGACGCCAAGGCACGUGCGGGGGCGGAGGGUCUACUGGAGUCCUUUCUUGGACUCCUGCAACACGUCCAUUAGUCCGAACUGCCACCAAAGGGUCACUGAUGGCCGAGUCUCUAGAAAGUUAGACCAAACAGCAGCACCUGCAGAGAACUACAGACAGUGUUGGCCCCGGAGAAAGAAAUUCCUUAUUUCCCAACUCAUUUCAAAAUCAAAGUUGCAGGGAUGAAACACUCUCUAAAGAUAAAGGUAAAAUGAUCUGGGUUCAAUGGCCUCUUUUCAUACAGGCACUGGAUCUUACCAUUCUGCCCUAUGUGCAUCGAUAACAAACAAACAAACACAAACACUUUCCCAGCAGUGCCCACUUAAUUUUCAGCUAAUUUUCAGCAUUUUGUAAGCAAAUGAACUUAAUAAAUAGUAAUUCUUAAGCAAAGGUAUGUACAUAAAAAGCAUGGGUGAAUGGCAAUAUUGGAUGUACAUUUGUAAUAUUUGUAAAAAAAACAAAAACAAAAAAACAAACCUCCAAAACCUUAAAGUAUUAAUUUACACGUUAAUUUGCUUCUAAGUGCUGGAAACUGCACUUCAGUGAUAUCUGAUAAGUGAAUGUUUCUGUUAAGUGAAUAAAAACAUCGAGUAAA